Messenger RNA from Chenopodium quinoa (quinoa), 2686 nucleotides. Its product is annotated as CO(2)-response secreted protease-like. Gene Ontology annotation, molecular function: serine-type endopeptidase activity. Bases 62 to 2374 code for a protein of 770 amino acids. NCBI's taxonomy places the organism in Eukaryota, Viridiplantae, Streptophyta, Magnoliopsida, Caryophyllales, Amaranthaceae. The record is from RefSeq and is a predicted model, not a curated record. The transcript is spliced from 9 exons. Gene Ontology annotation, biological process: proteolysis.
UGCAUGAGAUGAGUGCAAAUAUAUUUCCCUAAGAAACGUAACGUUCGUUGUUUAUACGAAAAUGAUCAUGAAUAUAUCACUUUCCUUUCUGUUUUUCUACUUUGUGUUCUUCUUGUCCUUACAUUACAAAGAAAGUGAUGCUACUACUGCGCCGCCUCAGAAUGGCAACGUUUAUAUUGUGUACAUGGGGGCUAACAAGAAUAGCCAUGAUAUGCUUCUUAGCUCUUUGCUAAGAAGGAAUAAGAAAGCAUUAGUACACAGCUACAAGAAUGGGUUUUCAGGAUUUGCUGCACGGUUAUCAGACUCAGAGGCAAGUCAACUGAGCAAACAACCUGGAGUUGUUUCAAUGUUUCCAGAUCCUAUGCUUCAACUCCAUACAACGCGUUCAUGGGAUUUCUUACAGUACGAAACUUCUGUAUUAAUUGACUCCCAACCACGCUUUAAUGCAGUUCCAGUAUCAGCCUCUAAAGGAUCAGAUACAAUUAUUGGGAUUUUAGACACAGGUAUCUGGCCAGAAUCUGAGAGCUUUAGCGACGAAGGCAUGGAUCCAAUUCCAUCUAGAUGGAAAGGGAAGUGUAUGGUGGGACAAAACUUCACUACUUCAGAUUGUAACAAAAAAUUGAUAGGAGCAAGAUACUAUAAAGAUGAAGAUAGUAAAUCACGAAUGCAAUCCCCUAGAGAUGAAUUAGGCCACGGCACACAUGUAGCAUCAACGGCAGCAGGUGUCUCAGUAGCAAAUGCUUCAUACUAUGGCUUAGCUAAUGGUGCAGCAAAGGGUGGAUCUCCAACAUCACACAUAGCUAUGUAUCGCGUGUGCUUCUCUGACGGAUGCCCUGGAUCUGCUAUCUUGGCUGCUUUUGAUGACGCGAUAGCAGAUGGUGUUGAUAUGCUGUCCUUAUCACUUGGAGCAUCAUCUUCAUUUGCACCUGAGUUCUCCACUGAUCCUAUCGCUAUAGGUGCAUUCCAUGCAGUUCAAAAGGGGAUCACUGUGCUCUGCUCUGCAGGAAAUGACGGCCCUUCUGCUCAAUCCGUUGUCAAUGUGGCUCCUUGGAUCUUAACUGUUGCUGCUACUACUAUAGAUCGUGACCUCGAGUCUGAUAUUGUCUUAGGCAACAACAAAGUGAUUAAGGGUGAAUCUAUUAACUUCUCUGAGCUUGAAGAGUCUCCAAAAUACCCACUGAUAUCUGGCAGUGCCGCGAAGACCAAGUCUGCAACUGAAGUUGAUGCAAGGAAUUGCUACCCAAACUCAAUUGAUGCAGAGAUGAUAAAAGGAAAAGUAGUGCUUUGUCAGCAUGCAGACAACAGUAUUUACAGCCCCAGAAUGAAACUAACGGGAGUCAUGAAGAGUGGCGGUGUAGGAAUUAUAAUAGUUAAUGAUAAAACGCGGUUGGUUGCCAGUAAUUCAGGAUCCUUCCCAAUGACUGUCAUUACCUCAAAGGAUGGUGCAGAAAUCCUUGCAUACAUCAACUCGAGUGAAAAUUCGGUUGCAACAAUCUUAGCUACAAAAACAAUCCCAACAUAUAAGCCAGCACCAACAGUUGCCUAUUUCUCAGCAAGAGGUCCUGCAGCGGGCCUUAAAAACCUUCUCAAGCCUGAUAUUGCAGCACCAGGAGUAAAUAUCCUAGCAGCAUGGAUAGCUAAUGACAAAUCAAAAGAAACCACGCCUGAAGGAAGAGAGCCUCCUCGAUUCAAUCUACUCUCUGGAACUUCUAUGGCUUGCCCUCAUGUUGCAGGCAUUGCUGCCAACAUCAAAUCCCAGAAUCCUUCCUGGAGUCCUGCUGCAAUAAGGUCUGCUAUAAUCACAAGUGCAAUUCAAAUCAACAAUUUAAAAGAGCCAAUAACCACACAAACAGGAGAAAAUGCCACACCAUAUGAUUAUGGGGCAGGGGAGGUAAGCCCGACAGGAGGAAUACAACCCGGACUGGUUUAUGACAUCGACCCAGCAGACUACUUGCAGUUUCUGUGUUAUUAUGGAUAUGAUAUCUCCGCUAUAAAGCUUAUUGCAGCUGAGCUUCCAAGUGGAUUUGCUUGUCCUAAAAAUUCUAGCAAGGACAUGAUAUCGAACAUGAACUAUCCAUCAAUAGCUAUAUCAAUGAAUGCUACGACAGAACCUGUUACAGUUAAGAGGACUGUCACUAAUGUUGAUACUGAUGAAGCCACAACCUAUACUGUAACGAUAGAUAAACCUGCAGGGCUGGAGGUAAAUGUCAGUCCGAAUGAACUAAAAUUUACAGCAAAUGCCAAGAAGUUGAAUUACGAGGUCACAUUUUCUCCCUCUUCUUCUGCUAAAGGAGAUCUGUUUGGAGCAAUCACAUGGACAAACAAGAAGUACAAAGUGAGAAGUCCAUUUGUUGUAAACCGAAGUGGAGUUUGAUAUCGGUUUUAGUACAUAGAUAUCUCAUGGUAUGAUAGAAUAUCAUCCCUGAUAUUCUGAUAACCCUAUAAGUGAAGUGUUACAUUAUCCUUUUACAAAACAAGAAAGCUUUACCCUGGAGUAGCAGAGACAAAUUGUAUCAAAGUGAUUAGAACAUCAAGAAUUUGAAACAUUCUAGAUGAACAAUUACUUUCUGUAUCAACAAAAUAGUCUUGUAAAGUUUCUUUGACAAUAUAUAAUGUCAAUAAUUAGAACAACUAAUCUUAUUUAUAAUUUAAGAGUCAUGUUAACGAGAAGCCUUUAAAACCCCAA